Daldinia loculata is the source of this 1515-nucleotide messenger RNA. RefSeq lists its product as uncharacterized. The record is from RefSeq and is a predicted model, not a curated record. The transcript has 3 exons. NCBI's taxonomy places the organism in Eukaryota, Fungi, Ascomycota, Sordariomycetes, Xylariales, Hypoxylaceae. The coding region runs from base 18 to 1076 and encodes 352 amino acids.
ACGGCCAUGGGCUAUCGAUGACUGUAGGUCUUGUCUCCAACAUUCAAUUGGGAUUUCUCUUAUUAGGUGGAAUAGAUGUGGUGGCAGCGACGAUGGUCAGUAUUAUCAUCCAUGCCAUACUAAUGGGCAUCGCCACCUAUCACGGUAUGGGCCUGCACAUAUGGCAAUUUACACCGGAACUCAACUCGGAAUAUUAUCUCUGGAUCGGCAUCUCCUCGGAAUUCUACGUGACGAGUCUAGCCGGCUUCAAGUGCGCUCUACUCCUGCUCUAUCUGCAGCUCUUCGGCAUCAAUCGCAAGUUCAGAAUGGCAUGCUAUCUCACCAUGUUUUACACGCUCGGCUAUCUGACUUGCAACGCCCUUACCGAGUUUUUUGGUUGCCACCCUAUAGCGAAAAAAUGGGAUGACGACCUUCCCGGAUGGUGUAUCAACAGAGUUGUAGUAAAUAUCAUUUACGGAGCUGGCCACAUGACGAGCGACCUCAUUAUCGGCAUCCUACCCCUGGUAAUGGUAUGGAGGUUACAGUUCCGAACGACGAGGCAGAAGAUUGGGCUCAGCCUCGUGCUUAGCUGUGGUCUUGUUGCCUGGGCUGUGGCCUGUAUCCGCUGGGCGUUCUCGACGUACGACUCGUUAUCCUAUGACCGUCCUUGGUGGUCCGGCAUUAGUUUCACCUUCUCUAUCCUUGAGGUGAAUACAGGACUUAUUUGCGCCUGCACAGCGACCUUCGGUCCGUUAUUCAACAGCUUCUCUUCACAACUUAGAUCGUGGUCCGAUCGAGCGACAGCGAGUUUGCAGAAUAACUCCCAAAAGGCAACGGCGAGCUGGCGUAGUUCUCGACACGACAGGGACCAACCUACUUGGAGACACAAUAGUCUCUCCGGCGACUUACCCCUGAUGCCGCCUGUUGCCCAUAAAAAAAGCCACAGCAAUAGCUUGGAGGAUGGUUCAUACCGCAUGGAGUCAAUUGUCACCUCAAACGCGAUACCACCGUCAAGUGCCAGGUUAGAUGACGAAUUUGCUCAGUUUGAUCUCCAGGGGCUGCAAGCGCUGCACCUUGACGAUGGGAAGAUGGUGUAAAAGAUCAAACAUCCCCGUUGACCAAGUAAUUAAUCCCAGGGCUAGGGAUCCUAUGAUUUCAUCCGCUGACGCAUGAAAUAUCAUUAGAUCAGCUGCGACACCGUUCUGCGCUUCGCCUUAAGGCUUCGAUGCGGUGUGACAUAGCUAAGCCGGGCCAUGCCGUCGUCGCCACUUGUAUCUCACACCGGCAAUUAUUUUUAGGGGUGAUAUCUAGUAUAUUUAUCCACCACUCAAUCAGAAUAGCGCAGUGAGGAUUAGAGACAGGCUUGGAGGCGCUGACGGUAAGGAAAAUAAGGAAUCAUGUCGUCAAUUCUAUGGAUACCCCUUUUUGUUAGUGGAUUAGGGCGGUAAAUUUAGGUUCAAAAUAUAUACAUAGUAUAAUGGUAAUGGAUAAUAUUAUGUUUAAUAUCUUCAUGAAUUGAAUCGAGGUUUAAAUUGU